This is a messenger RNA of Acanthopagrus latus (yellowfin seabream), 4495 nucleotides long. RefSeq names its product phosphatidate phosphatase LPIN2-like. Gene Ontology annotation, molecular function: phosphatidate phosphatase activity; transcription coactivator activity. Bases 84 to 2888 code for a protein of 934 amino acids. Gene Ontology annotation, cellular component: cytosol; nucleus; endoplasmic reticulum membrane. The record is from RefSeq and is a predicted model, not a curated record. NCBI's taxonomy places the organism in Eukaryota, Metazoa, Chordata, Actinopteri, Spariformes, Sparidae. Gene Ontology annotation, biological process: positive regulation of transcription by RNA polymerase II; cellular response to insulin stimulus; triglyceride biosynthetic process. The transcript is spliced from 20 exons.
AGGAGCUCUUACAGAGGUUUCCUGGAGAGCAGCGGCAGGACCGGCAGCUGCACCAGAAGUCCCCCUGGACUCUGGUGGACACCAUGAACUACGUGGGGCAGCUGGCGGGCCAGGUGCUGGUGACAGUGAAGGAGUUAUACAAAGGGAUCAAUCAGGCCACUCUGUCAGGCUGCAUCGAUGUGAUCGUGGUCCGACAGCCUGAUGGGACGUUCCAGUGCUCCCCUUUCCACGUCCGCUUCGGAAAACUGGGAGUUCUGCGCUCCAGGGAAAAAGUGAUUGACAUAGAAAUCAAUGGGGAGCCUGUGGAGCUGCACAUGAAGCUCGGAGACAAUGGAGAGGCCUUUUUUGUCCAGGAGACAGAGAAGCACAAUGAGAUAGUCCCAGCCCACCUGGUGACCUCGCCCAUCCCCACAGAAGAGGCUUUGUUCAGGAGCAGAGAGCCCAGAUGUGUGGGACCAGCGGCGGACAACAGUCAGCCUCUGAGUCAAGACGACCCGUCCUCUGGAAACCUGCAGACCUGCUCCAACACUGCCGGCAAGAAGAGGAAGAGACGCAGGAGGAAGCACAAAGCCGAGCCACGCAAGGAGGAGCAAACCACAUCUGCAGGCGGGGAGGUGGAGCUGUGUGAGCUCAGUUCAGACGAGGAGCAGAACACGCAACAUGGACGAACAUCUUCAUUCUCCUUGAUGAAGGACAACAUGGACCACAAGCAGCACUCCCCCCUCACCACCCUCGAAUGGGACAGCUACCCUUUCUCCGAUGGAGACUGGUCCCCUUGCACUACCAGGGAGAUGUCCGAGCCCAUGUCGCCCAAGAGUGACUCCGAGCUGAUGGUGAAGCCUGCAGAGAGCAUGCUCAGGGCCGAGUCCCACAUGCAGUGGACCUGGGGAGAGUUUCCAGAGUCCACCAGGGUCAACAAAAAGGACAAAUCAGAGCCAAAGACGUUGACCAUCACUCCCUCUGAGAACACACAUUUCAGGGUUAUCUUGAGCACAGAAGCCAUGGAGGAAGAGUCGAGGGAAGGACAGAAAACCACAGAUCCUGUUUGCAGUAUUAUUAAACCAGAACCUCGGACCAUCAAAGUUGAUCAGCACAGUCACAAACCACAGGCCCCGGAAGUGUCUUCAAACAAUACAGACAUUAUCAAGCUUGAGCCAGAACUUUCAAAUUUAAUAUCCAGGAGCUUUACCUCUGAACCACAUCCCUCGAAUUCUGAGCCGGUUGCAAAAAUGGUGCACAAGGCUAGGUGGACGUCUUCGCCUCCCAGUCGCAGGGACAGCAGCUCCGCUACCAGUGGAGGAGGUAACGAGACUGGAGACUCUGCGGGAGUUAAAGGCAGCGACUCCCCCAUCAAGAGGAGAAGUGUGAGGAAGAGGAGCCAACAUCAGGGCCCUGAAGAUAUUUACCUGGACGACCUGAAUGCACUUGAACCAGACGUUGUUGCUCGGUACUUCCCAAAAAGUGAGUCUGAGCAGGUUCCUAAACACUGGGUGGAGAUGGGGAGGCGCUCUGGAUCUCAGUCUCCUCAGUCUGUGGGCAGCGCAGCAGCAGACAGCGGCACUGAGUGUCUGUCCGACUCUGCUGGCGACCUCCCUGACGUCACCCUGUCGCUGUGUGGAGGUGUUGGAGAGAACUCAGAGAUCUCUAAAGAUAAAUUCAUGGAGCACAUCAUCACCUACAAUGAAUUUGCAGAGAAUCCAGCAAUCAUCGACAAUCCCAAUUUGGUGGUUAGAAUUUCGAACAGGUAUUACAACUGGACGCUGGCAGCUCCGUUGAUACUGUGCAUGCAGGCUUUCCAGAAGAACUUACCGAAGGCUACAGAGGAGGCCUGGGUGAAGGAGAAGAUGCCUAAAAAGUCUGGACGCUGGUGGUUCUGGAGAAAGAGCAGCGUAAAGCAGUUAUCAUCAGAGACCAAGUUAGAGAGGCAGGAGUCUCUGACCAGAGACAGCCCUGCCCUUCACCCGGCCCCAGAAACACAGCAGAAAACAGCCGAGUGGUCCAGCGACGAUGAGACUAAAGAGCUGAACACUGUGGCACCUGCUCUGACCCCUACUGAGCACGUGCAGACAGAAGGCCCGGCCCCGGCGCCGUGUCACUCCUACAAGAAGUCCCUCCGCCUGUCGUCUGACCAGAUAGCCAGCCUGAAGCUGAGAGAGGGGCCUAAUGAUGUCACCUUCAGCAUAACCACCCAGUAUCAGGGGACGUGUCGCUGCGAGGGCACCAUCUACCUGUGGAACUGGGACGACAAGGUCAUCAUCUCUGACAUCGACGGCACCAUCACCAAGUCUGACGUGUUUGGUCAGAUUCUGCCUCAGCUCGGGAAAGACUGGACUCACCAGGGAAUCGCUAAACUUUACCACUCAGUGCACGAGAAUGGUUACAAGUUCCUGUACUGUUCGGCCCGAGCCAUCGGCAUGGCCGACAUGACCCGAGGAUAUCUGCACUGGGUGAACGACAGAGGGACUCUGCUGCCUCAGGGACCCCUCAUGCUGUCUCCCAGCAGCCUCUUCUCUGCCUUCCACAGAGAGAUCAUUGAGAAGAAGCCUGAGAAGUUCAAGAUCGAAUGUCUCACAGACAUCAAGAACCUGUUUUUCCCCAACACAAAUCCUUUCUACGCAGCGUUUGGAAACAGAGCAAGCGACGUGUUUGCCUACAAGCAAGUGGGAGUGCCUGUGUGCCGGAUAUUUACAGUGAAUCCCAAAGGAGAGCUAAUCCUCGAGCAGGCCAAAGGCAAUAAAACAUCAUACAGCCGGCUGAGCGAGCUGGUGGAGCAUGUUUUCCCGUUGCGGAGUUCACAACACAACGCCACCUUCAGCUGCCCCGAGUUCAGCUCCUUCUGUUACUGGAGACAGCCCAUCGCUGAGGUGUGCUUUGAGGAGCUGCUUUAACUCGUAUUAAUGGUUCAUUACUUGAAAUCAGCAGAACUAACUGUAUGCACUGACUUCAUUCUGAGAAGUCUUUGUAAAAUCUGUGUGAGCCACUGGAGUAGUUUGAUAUCGUCUUAGACACAUUCCUCUUUAGUGGAAAAGUCUGUAUUCCAUGUCUUUCACAGUUCAGACUCAUUCCCUUCAUGCAGUUGCAGACUAGUUUUGGUGUUAUUAAGAGGCGUGUUCGAAGGCUCUGUCAGCUUUUGGCACGAAGGAAAGCCAAACGUGUGACAUAUCAGUUGUUCUUCUUGCCGUCUGUUAAGAGAAGAUUUUGCCUGAGCACUUAUUCAGGGAGUGGAUUCGCUAUAACUGAGCUUAAACUGGCCACCGACAGCAGCUGUGUGCAGAAUCACACACUAACAAACUGACACUAACAUAAUCAUCAGUAUGCAACUUUAUUCCCACUGCAAAAUAGUACUUGAGUAAAAGUAUCCGAUAUGUGUCUGAUCUGACAUUCAGCAUUUUUCCCGUCAUCAGAAUCAGUGUUUUUUUUUGUUUUUUUUAAUCUGAUUGCUGAUAAAUUAAAUAAAUAUAUUUAAAUAAAUGUAUUUAUACACAUUGACUCCAAUAAUAUUUGCCUCAAAAAUGUAGUGGAGAGGAAAAGUGUGUGACACAAUGGACACAGCUGCCAUUUGACCUCAAAGAAAAGAUGCAAUGCAUUUUGGGACGUUGUGUGUGUCCGGUAAGCUGACGUGCACAGAUGUUGUUGCUAAUCUUGUCCACAUCUUCUUCUUGUGUCGUACGUUAGGAUGCGAUUCUGAACACAGCCUUCUCUCCCUGCCUUGAGAGCCAUUGUGAAAAUUACAAGUUAAUAUUUAUAGCAGCUUUGUUUUCAUCCUUUUAAGGCCUUAUUCAUACUUAAACGGUCUUAUUUCAGCUGUAGAAAUCUGACAUCUUUAUGUCUUUGCUCUGAAGCUUCAGGAAUUUGCACUAUUGCAGUAUGCUUGAAAAAAGAAAACUGAUUUGGCUUAUAGUUGAUUAAAAAAAGGACUUUUAGAGCUGCAGAUGAUGCUCAUACUUGGUAAUAAGUAUUUUUCCAAAAGAAAAAUGUAGUUGGACAAACAGUUGAAACUAUUUUUGAUGACUUUUGAAUCAUCAUUGCUGAUGUUUCCGCCAGACUUCUGUCAUCGUGACAACUGCAGUAUAUUAACGUUAAGUCUGUUUUUGUUUUUAUUCUGCUCAGUGACGACUGACAGAGAAAUGUAAUUCUUUCUAUGAAAGUGAUAAACUCUGUGUGAAGUAAACACACAACACUUCUGUAGUUCUGCUGCUUCAGGUUCUUCCUGUAGACUGUUGUUACAUCGUGAUGUAACAACGUUUGCACAAAGUACGUUCUGGAUGAUGUGUUUGAUAAAUACAUUCAGCUGUUUGAUCGGCUUUCUGUCUGUUAAUGUGAGAGUUGAGCUCUGAAGACAUGAAUUAUUUAAAGUCAUUUUCUAGUGUGUUAAAGCUGUAGAAACCUACUGUACAUAAACUGUGUGUUUACUGAAUGUAUUGUAGUGAUGAACUGUUAAAUCAAAUGUUGGAUGAUGCUUUAAUAAUAAUAAUAAAAAACAUUUCAGAGAACA